AUGAUUCAAAUCAAUCUCGAUUGUUCCCCCAAAGGGACGCAUCCGAUCCCCAAUCCGGCGCAACCGGCAUCCCGCCAAUACCACCAUCAGAUAGUGGAAAUUCUCCCCUACCUGAUAGCGGCACCAGCAAGCGCAGUUCAGGAGAACUUCUGGGAAGUUCAGGAGAACUUCUGGGAAGUUCAGGAGAACUUCUGGGAAGUUCAGGAGAACUUCUGGAAUGUUCAGGAGAACUUCUGGAAUGUUCAGGAGAACUUCUGGAAUGUUCAGGAGAACUUCUGGAAUGUUCAGAAGAACUUCUGGAAUGUUCAGGAGAACUUAUGGAAUGUUCAGGAGAACUUCUGGAAUGUUCAGGAGAACUUCUUGAAUGUUCAGGAGAACUUCUGGAAUGUUCAAGAGAACUUCUGGAAUGUUCAGAAGAACUUCUGGAAUGUUCAGGAGAACUUCUGGAAUGUUCAGGAGAACUUCUGGAAUGUUCAGGAGAACUUCUGGAAUGUUCAGAAGAACUUCUGGAAUGUUCAGGAGAACUUCUGGAAUGUUCAGGAGAACUUCUGGAAUGUUCAGGAGAACUUCUGGAAUGUUCAGAAGAACUUCUGGAAUGUUCAGGAGAACUUCUGGAAUGUUCAGGAGAACUUCUGGAAUGUUCAGGAGAACUUCUGGAAUGUUCAGGAGAACUUCUGGAAUGUUCAGGAGAACUUCUGGAAUGUUCAGGAGAACUUCUGGAAUGUUCAGGAGAACUUCUGGGAAAUUCAGGAGAACUUCUGGAAUGUUCAGGAGAACUUCUGGGAAGUCCAGGAGAAUUUCUGGGAAGUUUAG
Messenger RNA from Ochlerotatus camptorhynchus, 813 nucleotides. Its product is annotated as bifunctional endo-1,4-beta-xylanase XylA-like. Lineage: Eukaryota; Metazoa; Arthropoda; Insecta; Diptera; Culicidae. The record is from RefSeq and is a predicted model, not a curated record. The transcript is spliced from 2 exons. Bases 1 to 813 code for a protein of 270 amino acids.